Messenger RNA from Nematostella vectensis (starlet sea anemone), 3274 nucleotides. RefSeq lists its product as uncharacterized. The transcript has 2 exons. NCBI's taxonomy places the organism in Eukaryota, Metazoa, Cnidaria, Anthozoa, Actiniaria, Edwardsiidae. The coding region runs from base 1671 to 3059 and encodes 462 amino acids. The record is from RefSeq and is a predicted model, not a curated record.
UAGGUCUGUUACUGAUGCAUGAUGUUUUUUUGGUGUGCGCCAUCUUCAAAGCAUGCAGAUGCAGCAUGGCUGAAAUGGAAAAGCUUGAGAAUUUUUUGAGUACUAAUAAGAAGAACCAACUAAAAUGGAGCGGAAACUCCGAUAAACUAAAAGACUUCCUAGUGCACUUGAUGGAGGAAGGAAGUAACGAAAAACUAGUAAGCGUAACCCAAAUCGGGACGACAAGUGCACUAAAAUUCGAAUCGGUGACCGUUAACUUUUACUUGAGCACGAACACGCUGCAGGUGCAAGGUGCGGGAAAAGACGUUUAUAUAAGUAAACUCACUACUCUAGCUACUAAAAGCAGUAGUAACGCCAUGAAUGAGAUACAAACUGGAGCGAAAGAACAAUCAGCGGCUGGAUCGAUCGAGAAGGAAAACAAGAAGGAAGAGCAGGUGGUGCACGAUGCUCGGUAUGAGGAGAUCGAGGCCUUCAUGGCGACUUAAAGAGUGUUUAACGCUAAAAUUGAAGAUAAAGUCACAAAGAAUACCAUCGAGAUCGGAGAGCAAAGCAUAGAAAUAGAAGACUGGAAACAGAAGACAAAACACGGAAUCUCCGAUGCUAAAAGGGAAUGUGAAUGUAAGAUUGAAAUGCUACGGUCCGAAUUAAGCGCUAGCAUCAAUGAUGUUGCGAAAAAAAUAUGAAGCCUGACAAGUAAAGUGACAAGUGAAUUUAAACUGAUAAAAAACAAAUCGACGUCAGCGGCAGAGACUAUUCUGAAGAUACUGGGAGAGCUGGGAGAAAUUAAAGAGCAACUCGUGAAUACAGAACAAUCACUCACAUCACGGAUCACCAAAUCGCCCUGUCUUAACCAGACCGAGGGCUCCACGAUAGAAGUGACCAGCCCGCAAGACAUGAACAGUCAUAAAGAUAGCCAGAGAAUUAGUAAGGACGACAGUUGGGGACAAAUCACAUACACAGUCUAUACUAAAAACCGUUUUGAAACGCUCCAGGACGAGGUGCAGCCAGGUGUACCACAAAGCCGCGGUAAAAGAGCCAGUGAGACCUGGAAUAUUCGCUCGCUUGGAUACCGAAUCUCGAAAGAACCAAACAAUCAUUCUUUAAGAGAUACUCUGAAUCGGAAAAGGAGAAUCUUUAAAAAAAUGUGCAAAAGAAAAAAAGAAAAUCAUUACGCGAACAUAAUCAAUAAUAUCGACUUUAGAAAUUCUAAGUCUUUAUGGAGACAGUUGAAAAACUGUUUCCACAUCGGUAAGUCAACAAAAGCGUCCCCAAUUGAGACUGAAAAUGCGGGAAAAUUUUUUCAGCACUUCAAAAAUUUGAAUGCAACAAAUGAAGCACAGCCCAAGCAAAACGGACGAAUAGAUCAUGGGAACUAUCGGGAGGGGCCCCUGGACUACUGAAUAAGCGAGGAAGAAAUUAUAAAAGCCAUAGAAAAACUAAAAUCUGGGAAGGCACCAGGCGCAGACAACAUAUUGAACGAAUUUCUAAAGUGCAGCAAAACGAUCUUGAAAAGUUAUCUCGUUAACCUUUUCAACAAAAUAUUAAACUCUGGGGUUUACCCCACAAUGUGGAGUUAGGGUUUUAUAGACCCGAUUCAUAAGAAGGAAGAUCCAUCGAAACCUGAAAAAUACAGGGGCGUAACACUUUUGUCAACGUUAGGCAAAGUUUUUAUGUCAAUCAUGAACGAAAGAUUAUACAAUUACCUAACGGAGAAGGGCAUUUUGAAAACAGAACAAUGUGGUUUUAGGAAAGAGCAAGGACCAAUAGACAGCAUUUUCGCUCUAAAGUCACUAAUUGACAAGCAUGUCAAAGCGAAACCCAAAAAAACAAACAAUUUCCUGUUUGCGUGCUACGUGGACUUUAGUAAAGCAUUCGACUGCGUCCCUAGGGCGAAACUAUUUGAAAAACUGAAAGCAGUAGGUGUUACGGGGCGUUUCCUCGACAUAAUCCAAUCAAUGUACUCAAAUGACAAGUCUUCCGUAAAAAUUGGAAGCUCCAUAACUGAAUCAUUUCGAUGCUACGCAGGCGUGAAACAAGGCUGUAUGAUUUCGCCAACAUUGUUUAAUUUUUACUUGAGCGACCUCCCAGAAAAACUAAAUGAAAAAUACCGAAAUGAUAUUGACCUAAACGGUGUGCCAUUAAGUUGCAUUCUCUAUGCCGACGACUUAGUUAUCCUAUCAAAAUCAGCAAAGGGCCUGCAAGAAUAUCUGAACAGCCUCGAAGAAUAUUGCAAAGCAUCCGAACUAUCCAUCAAUCUAGAUAAAACAAAAGUGAUGAUUUUUAAUAACACCGGGAAAACUAUGAAUAAUUACAGAAUCUUUUACGGAACCAAGUUUCUAAAAUGGCUUCUCGGCGUAAACCGAUACUGUAGCUCGAACGCAUGUAGGGCUGAAUUAGGACGAUUCCCUCUCAGAACAAAAGCAAAGUGUAGAGCGAUCAAACUUUGGCUUAAACUUUCAAACAACAAUGGGAAUAACGAAAAACUCUCCCGCAAAGCAUUCGCUACCAUAUCUAAUUAUGAAAACAAGAACUUUUGGCAUAGAAAAAUUAAACAAAUACUAGACCUUGCGGGUAGGAGCGAUAUUUGGCUGACUGACACAAACACUCCUGAAGCAACUUACAGUUUUCUUCAACAAAGGCUUUAUGACAUUGAACAACAGACAUGGCUUAGCUCUAUUCAAAAUGACAACAGAAAAGACCAAGAACAAAAGAACAAAUUGCGUACGCUCAGAAAGUUUAAACUGUCCCACAAUUUAGAAGAUUAUCUAACGGACGUAAAAAAUAUUGACCAUAGGAUUGCCCUUACUAAAUUCAGGCUAAGCAAUCAUAAGCUAGCAAUUGAAACUGGAAGGUAUGAAAAGCCAUAUAAAAAACCUAACGAAAGAAAAUGCUUAGUAUGCCAGACAGGUAAAGUGGAGGAUGAAGAGCAUUUUCUGUUAGAAUGUCCGGCCUAUAAAGAUGAUCGGGAUAAUUUACUGGAUUUCCUUAAAACGCAUGCAGGUAUCAAUGUUAGAACCAUGCCAACAAAGAAAAUAACUUCGUCAGAAUUAUGGGAUUGAGCCAGAAUGAAAACGUGAAUCGGCGCUUAGCAAAACAUAUUUUUAAAUGUGUGAAGGCAAGAAAUGUGAAGCUUGAUGAUUACGUACGGUGACGUCACCUAAUCAUUCGAAACAAGAAAAAAAAUGCAGAGGGCAAAGUAAGAAAAACAUAUUAUUUGUGGAUUUACGCCGAUGUAAAUGUUUUAUAAGGUGCCAUGAAUAAAAUCUAUCUAUCU